Molecule: messenger RNA, 1452 nt
Organism: Hypanus sabinus (Atlantic stingray)
Lineage: Eukaryota; Metazoa; Chordata; Chondrichthyes; Myliobatiformes; Dasyatidae
Exons: 1
Coding region: 180-1235 (351 amino acids)
Biological process (GO): DNA integration
Molecular function (GO): nucleic acid binding
Source: RefSeq, a predicted model, not a curated record
UGUACCGGCCUGGCAGACUCAAUGAGCCCCCUGAUGCCCUAUCCCGGGGAACAUGUGCUAGCACACAGCUCGACCAGCUGUACGCCCUUCAUGCACAACUUUGCCAUCCGGGGGUCACCCGAUUUUACCAUUUUGUGAAAGCUCGGAACCUGCCGUACUCCCUGGAGGACAUCAGGACGAUGACCAGGGACUGCCAAAUUUGUGCCGAGUGCAAACCGCACUUCUACUGUCCUGACACGGCACAACUUGUCAAGGCCACCCGCCCUUUUGAACGCCUGAGUGUUGACUUUAAGGGCCCCCUUCCCUCCACUGACCGCAAUGUCUAUUUUCUCAGUGUUAUUGACGAGUUCUCACGGUUCCCCUUUGCCAUCCCCUGCCCCGACACUACUGCCACGUCCGUCAUAAAAGCCCUGCGCCAGCUCUUCACUCUGUUCGGGUAUCCCUGCUAUAUCCACAGUGAUAGAGGGUCCUCCUUUAUGAGUGAAGAGCUGCGCCAGUACUUGCUAGCUAGGGGCAUUGCUACCAGUCGGACCACGAGUUAUAAUCCCCGGGGUAAUGGCCAGGUAGAGCGGGAGAAUGCCACAGUGUGGAAGGCCACACUUUUAGCCCUCAAGUCCAAAGGGUUGCCGGUCUCUCGAUGGCAGGAGGUCCUCCCUGAGGCACUGCACUCUAUCCGCUCUCUGUUAUGUACGUCCACCAAUGCCACCCCUCACGAACGCCUAUUCUCUUUUCCCAGGAAGUCUGUCACUGGGACCACCCUACCAGUUUGGCUGACGUCCCCGGGGCCAGUGCUGCUCCGGAAACAUGUGAGGAGCAAUAAAUACUCCCCGCUGGUGGAGAGGGUUCACCUUCUCCAUGCGAACCCCCAGUAUGCUUACGUGGUCUUACCUGAUGGGCGGGAGGACACGGUCUCCAUCCGCGACCUGGCACCCGCAGGUGCAGCAGACCACUACCCUGAAGGCUCUCCGGUUACUGUGAACCCUGCACCAGAGGUGACACCGUACUCACCAGGCCCUACACAGACUCCUCACGACACUUGUAUACCGGGCGUUUCGUACGCAUUUAUACCAGGCGCCUCGCACAUGCAUGAGGGAUCACCGGCGCCUAGUGGGCAAGAACACGCGCAACCCCCGUCCCCUGUGCUAUCGCCAAUGUUGCCGGCACCUAUGCAGUCACAGCCGGUGCUACGUAGAUCGCAGCGACAGAUUCGACCGCCUGAUCGGCUUGACUUGUAAGAACCUUCGCUACAUGAGGACUUUUUCAAACGAAGGGGGGGUGAAUGUGGUGAACUAUGUGCCUGUCGGGACACGCCCCUGCUGACUGCUCCUGUGGCUCCUCCCACAGGCCCCUGUAUAAAGGAGACCUGCGGCCUGAAGAUCGGCCUCAGUCUCCAGGACCUUGUAUGAUAGACACUCACUCCUGGUUCCUUCUUCCAGUCAAUAAAAGCCGAUA